AUGACUCCGAUCAAACUGACACCUGAACCAUGGAAACUGCACGUCGAUGGCUCAUCAAACUCCACUCAUGGAGGCACCGGAGUUAUACUCGAAAACCAAAACGGGAUCAUAAUUGAACAAUCAAUAAGAUACGACUUCCCAGUAUCAAAUAACCAAGCAGAAUACGUGGCCCUCUUAGCCGGCCUAAACCUAGCCCGGGAAGUCGGCGCCAAGGUACUCGAAGUUAACACCGAUUCCCAGGUGGUGUGCUCCCAAAUCAACGGGAGCUACCAAACCCGAGACCCCCUGCUCCAACAAUACCUCAAUAAAGUAAGUGAAUUAAAAGAAGGAUUCGAAAAUGUCUCCAUACAGCACGUCCCCAGGGAGCGAAACGCCAGGGCGGACCUACUUUCCAAGCUAGCCAGCAUGAAAUCAGGACACGGCAACAGAUCGCUAAUCCAGGAGGUCGUUAAGUCGCCUUCCGUAUCAACAGAAAUCAACGCGCACCUAACAUCCUCAAACCGGGAGUCUUGGACAUACCCUAUCUUACAAUAUCUCCGCGACAGAGUCCUACCACCAGAUCCGAAAGAGGAAAGGCGAAUAAAAAGAGAAGCCGCCAACUACACCAUCAUAGCGGGACAACUAUACAAACGCGGAUUCUCGCAGCCACUACUCAAAUGUGUCGAACCCGGGGACACGGAAUACAUACUCCGCGAGAUCCAUGAAGGCUGCUGCGGUCACCACGUCGGAGGAAAAAUGCUAGCCCAAAAAACCAUCAGGGCCGGCUAUUUCUGGCCCACGAUCAUUCGAGAUUCCAUACAACUAACAAAAAGCUGCGACAAAUGCCAAAGGCAUGCCAAUAUCCACCAAGCCGCCCCACACCAACUCAGUAUUAUAUCGGCUGAACGGCCAUUCGGCAGUUGGGGAAUCGACCUCGUCGGGCCCUUCCCCACGGCACCCGGCCAACUCAGAUAUCUUAUCGUCGCCAUAGACUACUACACCAAAUGGAUUGAAGCCGAACCCCUGGCCUCCAUCACGGUGGAAUCCGCCAACAAAAUUAUCGUCAAAGGACUUAAGAAACGACUUGACGAAGCCAAGGGACUAUGGGCAGAUGAGUUGGGAUCAGUCCUAUGGUCGUACCGAACAACACCCCAAACGAGCACGGGAGAAACGCCCUUCCGAUUAACAUACGGCGUAGAAGCAGUCAUCCCAGUGGAAAUCGGGGACCCCAGCCCCAGAAAAACGGUUGGAGGUAACGACGAAGAAGCAGAACGAGACCUCGUGGACGAAGAAAGAAGCAUAGCUCGCGUCAAAGAAUUAGCACUCAAACAAAGGAUCAGCCUAAGGUACAAUCACGGCGUUAUCCGACGAGAAUUCGCGGACAACGACCUCGUCCUACGACGAAACGAUAUCGGUCUUCCGACCCCAGGAGAAGGAAAACUCGUCCCCCAAUUGGGAAGGACCAUACAGAAUCAAAGCCGUAAUUGGAAAAGGAGCGUACAAACUCGAACGACUAGACGGCAGCGAAAUACCAAGAACUUGGAACGCAGCCAACCUACGAAGAUACUACACUUAAAUAAGUACUUUUUUACAAGUUAUCCAUCUCCAUUACGAGUCACUACCGUUUCUCAAAAAACAAAGACGCGGCCACCACUGGAGGACUGA
Arachis duranensis is the source of this 1644-nucleotide messenger RNA. RefSeq lists its product as uncharacterized. The transcript has 2 exons. The record is from RefSeq and is a predicted model, not a curated record. Gene Ontology annotation, molecular function: RNA-DNA hybrid ribonuclease activity; nucleic acid binding. The coding region runs from base 1 to 1644 and encodes 547 amino acids. Gene Ontology annotation, biological process: DNA integration. Lineage: Eukaryota; Viridiplantae; Streptophyta; Magnoliopsida; Fabales; Fabaceae.